GUGUCAAAAAGCUAUUACUGAGAAAUAAUGAAAAUGCCUCUGCAGAGUGAUUCAAGGUUUUGCUUAUUUGAGUCUCUGUAAUCAUUACUGUUUCAUAGAUUAGCCAAAAACUCAGAUAUAAGAUUAAGGGAAGGGUUUUUGUGGGGUUUUUUAGUUUUUUCUUCGUCAAGUUGAAGCAAUUUUUAAUUCCACAAGCUUGAGAUGGAAAUUGCAGAGCAAUUACACCGCCAUUGAAGAAAUUUUCAGAUGAAAAGCUCUUUUGGGCACCACCCAACAGAAGAUAUUUGAUAAUUUAACAGUUUCUUGUUAUUUUAUUGAUCUGCAGAAGAACAGAGGUAGAAGGUAAAGGUGGAGGUAAAUGAUUCAGGCCUUUUGGAGCACAACACGAGAAUGAUUUUUGAAGAAACCCAGCUAAUGCUUAUCGUCAUCACAUCAGUUUUCCUAGUUAUAUCAACUAGAGCUCAUAGACAUAACUCAUUGGCCCAAUGCCAGAAAUCUUGUGGAACCGGUGAGUCAACCAAGUGGGUUCCUUACCCAUUUGGUUUCUCGGAUAGUUGCAGUAUUCGUCUUAACUGCGACCACCAGACGGGAGACAUCAGAAUCGGAGAUUUUAAAGUGCAAAACAUAACCCCAAAUGGCAUCUUUAUAUUUCUUCCAGCAGAAUGCAACCGCUCUCUUGAAUCGAUUCAACCUCUGUUUGGCCAGUACUACUCGCCGGCAUGGAGUAACGGCAUGCUUCUGCAAAAUUGCAGCGCGUCUUUAAACAAUUGCCUUAUACCCCCAAGUUCCUUCUCGAGCCAGUUAGAGAUACAGAAUUGCGACGCUAAAAGUGACAACAUAAGCUGCUAUUCUAGGGAGAAAUCGGGAAUAGAUAUCUUGCGUUAUGAGAAUUUGAACUCCACUCAUUGUAAGUUCGUGUUCUCUUCGUUUGCUGUUGGGUCAAAUAACCCAGUGCUUUCUCUGGAGUUCGAGCGCGUCGAGUUGAACUGGUGGCUCCAAGGGAAUUGUGCAGCUGAUCCUUGCGCCAAAAAUGGGAAUUGCUCAGAAGUUACGCUUGAUAAUGGGAUGAGAGGCCAUAGAUGCCAGUGUAAUGAAGGGUUCACCGGAGAUGGGUUCAAAUCGGGUGAGGGGGCGGAAGGUUGCCGGAGCGUUUCCGGAUGCAAUGCUUCAAAGUACAUCAAUGGGGAAUGUGGUGGAACUACUAGAAUCGGUGUUCUUGUUGGAGGGGUUAUUGCUGGAGCUGUGUUAAUGGCCGGUCUCGCCCUCAUUUGUUACUUUGUUCGACGGCGGUCUACUUCUUUGAGAAACAGGUUGAGUGCAAAGCGACUUCUUUGUGAAGCCGCAGGCAAUUCUAGUGUUCCCUUUUAUGCCUACAAAGAAAUUGAAAGAGCUACAAAUGGCUUCUCAGAGAAACAAAGGCUGGGAACUGGAGCCUACGGUACAGUUUAUGCAGGAAAGCUCCAUGAUGAUGAUUGGGUUGCCAUAAAAAAGAUCCGACAUAGAGAUACUGAUAGCAUUGAUCAAGUCAUGAAUGAAAUUAAGCUUCUUUCCUCUGUUAGCCAUCCAAAUUUAGUUCGCCUUUUAGGUUGCUGCAUAGAGGAAGGUGAACCAAUCCUUGUCUAUGAAUUCAUGCCUAAUGGAACCCUGUGUCAACAUUUACAAAGAGAGAGAGGCAAAGGGCUUCCAUGGACGAUACGGCUCACCAUUGCUGCUGAAACUGCUAAUGCUAUUGCCUACCUUCAUUCUGCCAUGAACCCACCAAUUUAUCACAGAGACAUCAAAUCUAGCAACAUACUCUUAGAUUACAACUAUAAGUCUAAGGUAGCUGAUUUUGGCCUUUCUAGACUCGGCAUGACUGAGUCAUCUCACAUCUCAACAGCGCCACAAGGGACUCCAGGCUAUCUUGAUCCUCAAUACCAUCAAUACUUUCACCUUUCUGAUAAAAGUGAUGUUUACAGCUUUGGCGUGGUUCUUGUAGAGAUCAUAACCUCACUGAAAGUAGUUGAUUUUUCUCGACCUCACACCGAGGUAAACUUGGCUGCACUGGCUAUUGACAGGAUCGGAAGAGGUUGUGUUGACGAGAUAAUAGAUCCAUAUCUUGAUCCACAUAAGGAUGCUUGGACAUUAUCGUCCAUCCAUAACGUGGCUGAGCUUGCAUUUAGAUGCCUUGCUUUCCAUAGGGAUAUGAGGCCUACAAUGAUGGAAGUAGCAGAAGAGCUAGAGCACAUCAGGCUUAGUUCAUGGGUUCCAAACCUGUACUCAGCUUCACCAGCCGCAUCUUCUUGUUCCUCACCAGACAACGGAAGCGAGAAGUCAUUUGGUGUUUCCUCAGUUAAGGCCGGUGUAACUAGCCGGAGAGUGCUUGUUCCACAGAGGGCAGCAGAUUGUUUGACUUCAUUGGAGGAAGUGAAAGAUAGUUCACCUGUUUCUGUGCAAGAUCCUUGGUUAAGCGAACAGAGUUCACCUUCAAUUAACAGUUUGUUGGGUAAUGCAGUCCAGUGACAAAAAGCUGGUUUGUUUCAGUGCUUGGCUUCAAAUACUUCCUGUGAAUACAAUUGAGGUGUCUUGCAGUUUUCAAUUACUUAAUACUUACAGGUCUCUUACAGCGAUAUAUGUUUUUCGUAUAAUCUAUUCUCUUUCAAAAUUUUUUCUUUUUUGCAAUGUAUUGACAAUGUUGAAAAGAAAAUGGUGCAGAAGCCAUCACUUAAUAGAUUCUGCAAAUAUUAGCAAGAAUGUGAAAUUGAAAGUUGUGUGCA
This is a messenger RNA of Manihot esculenta (cassava), 2756 nucleotides long. Its product is annotated as wall-associated receptor kinase-like 14. The record is from RefSeq and is a predicted model, not a curated record. Lineage: Eukaryota; Viridiplantae; Streptophyta; Magnoliopsida; Malpighiales; Euphorbiaceae. The transcript has 4 exons. Bases 391 to 2502 code for a protein of 703 amino acids. Gene Ontology annotation, biological process: protein phosphorylation. Gene Ontology annotation, molecular function: protein kinase activity; ATP binding.